This is a messenger RNA of Neltuma alba, 2020 nucleotides long. RefSeq names its product probable glycerol-3-phosphate acyltransferase 3. Gene Ontology annotation, biological process: cutin biosynthetic process. Bases 29 to 1627 code for a protein of 532 amino acids. The record is from RefSeq and is a predicted model, not a curated record. Gene Ontology annotation, molecular function: phosphatase activity; glycerol-3-phosphate 2-O-acyltransferase activity. Gene Ontology annotation, cellular component: membrane. The transcript is spliced from 2 exons. Lineage: Eukaryota; Viridiplantae; Streptophyta; Magnoliopsida; Fabales; Fabaceae.
CGUAACCACCGUAUCGAAGUAUAUCUACAUGGCCAAGAUAUUCAGACCGUUCUUCUUCAGAGCUCCAUUCUUCUUUUGGUACCGUUUUCUUCUCAAGCAACUCAAGAACCUCGUUGGCAUCCCCAAAAAUAUUGGCAAUACCUUCGGAACCCAGUUUAAAUACCAAAAGUAUUCCUCUCUGGCUUAUAGAUCAGACCUCGACGACCAUACUUUAAUCUUUGAUGUGGAAGGAACUCUGUUGAGAUCUCCUUCUCUGUUCCCUUACUUUGUGCUCGUGGCUUUCGAAGCUGGUGAUCUCUUUAGAGCCACUUUUCUCCUUGUGUCAUAUCCUCUGGUUUGUUUGGUGGGAGACCGAAUGGGGAUACAAAUAAUGGUUAUGAUAAGCUUCUUUGGGAUCAAAGCAGAAAGCUUCAGAGCGGGAAGGGCUGUUCUGCCAAAGUUCUUGCUGGAAAACGUUGGGUCCGAAAUCAUCGAAGUGCUGAGCCGGGGUGGAAAGAAAGUGGGCGUCAGUAAUUUACCCCAGGUAAUGGUGGAAAGUUUCUUGAGAGAGUAUUUGAAGGUCGAUUUUGUAGUAGGCAGAGAGCUCAAAGUGUUUUGCGGCUACUACGUGGGGUUGAUGGAGCCCAGAAACUCCAAACAUGCUCCGGAAAAGGUUCUAGAAGAGAGAGGAUGUUCUGAUGCCAUUGGCAUCACAACCUUCAAUAGGAUCCUUGACCAUGACUUGUUCUCCCAGUGCAGGGAAAUAUACUUGGUGACCGAAGCUGACAAGAGAGGCUGGCAAAAGCUAGCGAGGGAGAAAUACCCCGGAGCGUUGAUCUUCCAUGACAGUAGAUUGGCCGUGGGACCCACCCCUCUCGAGGGCGUAGCCAUAUUGAUGUGGCUUCCGUAUUCGAUAAUUCUCGCGAUUGUCAGGAUUAUCGUGACGCUGUCCCUCCCGCACAGCAUCUCAACUCCUCUGCUCACCUUCUCUGGGCUGCGUCUCACGGCGUCAUUGCCCACGAACUCGGCCCAGAUGUCCUCCAAAAGCGAAGGCCGUCUUUAUGUGUGCAACCACAGAACUCUGCUAGAUCCUCUCUACCUGUCUUUUGUGCUCCAGAAGAAGGACUUGAUCGCCGUCACGUACAGCUUGAGUAGACUGUCGGAGAUAUUAGCGCCCAUCAAGACGGUGCGUUUAACGAGGAACAGGGAUCAGGAUGCGAACAUGAUGAAGGAGUUGGUAAAGCAAGGGGACGUAGCAGUGUGCCCGGAGGGGACCACGUGCAGAGAGCCGUAUUUAUUGAGAUUCAGUCCUCUGUUCUCAGAAAUCUGCGACGAAAUAACACCCGUUGCUAUUGAUAGUCACGUCAGCAUGUUCCACGGUACAACCGCAGGAGGAUUUAAGUGGCUAGACCCGGUUUUCUUUCUCAUGAACCCGUCCCCAGUUUACUCUCUUAAGUUUUUGCAACAGGUCUCUCCUGCAUCCUUUACCUCUGGCGGUGACGAGGAUCCGAGAUUCCAGGUCGCUAAUCACGUGCAGUCUCAGAUUGGGGAGGCUCUGGGUUUUGAGUGCACCAAACUCACCAGAAAAGACAAGUACUUGUUGUUGGCCGGUAAUGAAGGCCUCGUUUCUAACCCAACCAGGCGGUAAAUGGCUGGUACUCGUGGGGACAGGGAAUUAAUGAUAAAACAUGGGUUUUAUUAAAAGGACGCAAAAUAAAAGUUGCAAAACAGAUUAUAGUACACGUAGAAGAAAGACCCUUCCUCUGGUAAUCACAGUUAUCUGUCAUCGUAUUUUGUCGGCAAACUGCUCCGAGGGCAGGUCUCUUUCUUUUUUGGUCUCCUACCAUUUUCCUCUUGUGCGGCAGCAUGGAGCAUGAUUGGUUCUAUUCCAUUCCUUCUUGGGGUAUUUUUUGCCCUUAUCUUACAAUUAAUGUACGUAGCUAUCCACCGUGCAAAACACCCUUUACUUCUUGUACGUGCUUUUUUCUUGUCAAGCACAGUACAGAUACAAAACAGGAGCCCCGCUGUGCCGCUCAUCUCU